Molecule: messenger RNA, 2019 nt
Organism: Belonocnema kinseyi
Lineage: Eukaryota; Metazoa; Arthropoda; Insecta; Hymenoptera; Cynipidae
Gene: icln
Product: methylosome subunit pICln
Exons: 6
Coding region: 654-1283 (209 amino acids)
Biological process (GO): spliceosomal snRNP assembly; mRNA cis splicing, via spliceosome; chloride transport
Cellular component (GO): plasma membrane; spliceosomal complex; cytosol
Source: RefSeq, a predicted model, not a curated record
UCGCAGUUGACGAUUAUAUUGUUUUAAAAACACUGCAAUAAAUUAAAGAAAGUGCAAUUUGUUCUAACUCAUUCAUUCAUUUCAAGCUCAAAAUUUGAAUUCCAUUUCACUCUACCAACAAAUCACAACGCUUACAUGCUCCCGCGGCCAUCCUUUUAAACCAAUUUUCAACCAGUGGAGACUAGCUGGAAUAACUCGUGAUUGGAGGAAACAAUACGACCUCAUCUCUAUGAAAGUCAUGAGAACAAGAAAUGGACGGUCAGAAGGAGAAAUCGCAAGCACUUUACGGCUGCAAUUUCUGUUUACAGUUGCGUUGGAAAACUGUUGAGAUACUGUACGCUUUUCCGCGGUUUUGAUUAUUAAUACAACUGACAGUACUCGAGAUCACUAUUAAUUCGAUCAAAGAGUGGAAAGUUUGUGGUAACGAAAAAAUAAGACUGAAAUUCCGACCCGGGGUGUGAUUUCGGUUCUGCUCAUUCGACCAAAAAAUGAUGUGCUCCGAUUGUCAUGUUCUUCAAAGAAGUGGUUUUUUGUAAAGUGGAAUCCCGAAACGACUUACCACUUCUGCUUUGUGAUAUCUGAGUGAACGGUUCGAACUCAUAAUUUGACGAUCGAAGUCGUUUUGAGCCACGUUAACAAAUUCAGAUACAAAGAUGGUAGUACUUAGUAACUUUUUGGCUCCAGAGGAGGGAGUUCGACAUGAAGAACAAGAAACAACUUUAUACGUUAAUGAUAAAGAAUUCGGAAAAGGAACACUUUAUAUUACAGAAAGCGUACUUUCUUGGGUCAAGAAUGACACCCGACAGGGAUUUUCACUGGAAUAUCCCCAUAUUACACUUCAUGCCAUCUCACGAGACGAACAAGUUCAUCCUCGGCAUUGUCUGUACGUUAUGGUCGAUGCCAAAGUAGAUCUUCCAGAUGAAGCACGAACACCUUCCGAAAGUAACUCAGAUGAAGAAGAUGAAGAUGAUUCAGAUGCCCCAAUGACUGAAAUGAGGUUUGCGCCUGAUAAUACAAACAAUUUAGAUGCUAUGUUUCAAGCCAUGAGUCAAUGCCAAGCCCUUCAUCCAGAUCCACACGACAGCUUCUCUGACGCUGAAGAAGAUAUUUAUGAAGAUGCAGAAGAAGAUGAAUUCGAGUAUUACGAAGUAGGUGCUGGUGAUGCCCCAUACAUUUUAUCAGCAGAAAUAGUUGGAGAAAAUCACAAUGGCAACGGCGUGGAAACAGAAGAAGCUAUGGACGUUGAAGCCGGUCAAUUCGAAGACGCAGAAGAAGAUCCCUAAACAAUUUGAUUUUAAAUUGCGACAACAUUUGGUACUUUUGCAUUUAGUUAUCGUUUAAUUUAUUGUACCACACCACGGUUAUCUUUUUACCUACGUAUAUAAUCGCUACUGCAUACAGUACAACGGAUACUCGACAAAUCUCAAAGCACGAAACUUUAUUUAUAAUUAUUUUGUACAUGGUACUUUCUUAGGUAAAAAAAUAAUUAAAUAAAUAAUUCUACACCGUUUGACGGUGAUAUUAAGUUUUUUUUUUAAUCGAGCUUGAAGCACUAAUAAAAGAACUGAUCAAAAUAUUCUGGGAAAAUCCCAAUGGUUAAAAAAUUGUGGAAACCCCAGAUUUACACCAUAAUUAAAGUGACAACAUAUUCAAUAUUUAAAGGCAAGAAAACAUUAAAUUCAUUCAGAAUACUCAUGCUCUCACAAUCUUCACAAAACAUAUAUAUGAGAAAAUCACUCGCUUCAUCGAUAUACAUUUCACUGUAAUAUGCAAAACGUAUCGAUAGGCUCGAUGUCUCACAACAAAUAUAAUUUUCAUCCGAGGCUUUAAUGUUUCUUGAAAAAAAAGCGUUAAAGUCUCUCAGGAAUCUAUGGCGAACCAGAUUUAAACGUAAUCAUCGUUACUUAACAUUCCGCAUGUCAACGCUUGGAAAAACAAACGCCACGAUUUCAUCGACAAAUUUGAAAUUACUCGCAAUUAUCCAAUGUAACAGCGCUUGAAUAAAAUUAAGACAUUUUA